Molecule: messenger RNA, 2908 nt
Organism: Amphibalanus amphitrite
Lineage: Eukaryota; Metazoa; Arthropoda; Thecostraca; Balanomorpha; Balanidae
Product: DNA-binding protein SMUBP-2-like
Exons: 2
Coding region: 211-2244 (677 amino acids)
Molecular function (GO): 5'-3' DNA helicase activity
Source: RefSeq, a predicted model, not a curated record
GACAAAGGCUGUCGCCCUGCGAGGGGGAGCUGCGGGCGCCAACGGCCGGCGCUCAGUGGCAGUUGGGGGCUCGAGGGGCUCGAAAGGGAACACUGGUCUCCUCGUGGUCACUGGGUGUCGCAGCUCAGGAACGCCGUCACCCUUUUCGAUCCUUCAGUCUUCACCGAUCAAAGAUACAUCUACCUUCGCCGGCUGACGACUUCUGGAAUCAUGGAGGAAACUACCGAGACAUCUGAGACCAGAACCAAGCUCGCAACUUUGCAUCUAACUCUGCUCGCGAUUGAACGAGCUGAAGAAAAAAAGCGACAGGAGCAACUGAAAGAAGAAGAUGAACUGUGUUUGAAGAUAGAUGAAACAAAGUACGAGGAUAAGGUACUCCUUGUCAUUCUUAAGCCUGAAUCAGGAAAAGAUCUGCCAAAACAUGGUUUGGAGCUGGGCAGCCAGGUGAUCGUCUCCCAGUCCCCGGUAGGUGAAGUCAUUGAAUACGAUGAUACGGGCCGUGGUCUGCGGCGCAGAGACGGACUAGAGGUGGACUUCUGGACAAGAUUUCCUUACGCCGUUGUGACAGGACUGACGAAGAUGGAGCUCACGCUGUCAUUCUCACGCGAGGUAGGGUUCCUCACUGUUGGGAACACUGUCUACGUCAGCUCGAUUGAAAAUUCAGAUUACUCACAGCUGUCAGCAGUACUGCGCUGGCUGAGGAAUGUCGAAAUCAGAAAAUUAUACGCCAGAACACCUGCUGCAAGCACGAUCAGAGAGAUGUUUAAAGAACACGAGGAGUCAUCUGUAAGUUCAGAACCAGACGCGCCCGAGGCAGCACCACCCACCUGCACAGGCAGUUCGUUGGACAGUUCACAGCGUCAGGCGGUGGCGCUGGCGCUCCGGGAUCGGCCGCUGACCGUCAUCCACGGCCCGCCCGGCACCGGCAAGACCACCACCGUCGUGGAGGUGAUCAUCCAGCACGUGAAGCGGGCUCAGCGCGUGCUGGUCUGCGCGCCCUCCAACAAGGCCGUUGACAACGUGCUGGAAGGUGUCUGGAAACAGACCAUGAAAGCAGACUGUGAACUGGACACAGAUCACGUAAUUCGUCUCGGACAGCUGGAACGAAUUAAUAAGGAUCUGAGAGACUUCUCUUUGGACGCACAGCUGGAAAAAUAUUUUGAAAAGAAAGAGAAAGAAAAGAAGCGGACAAAUUUGCUUCUCUACCGGCCGUAUCAAAGGGAGGAAUUGGUGGAGAACGCCAAGGUCGUACUGAGUACGCUGACAUCCGUGCGCAGCGUAUGCGAAGACACUUCUCCGUUCGACCUCUUGGUGAUCGACGAGUGCGGCCAGGCGACGGAGGCCGCCUGCUGGCUGGCCAUCCCACUCGCCAAGAAGGUGAUGCUGGUGGGCGACCCGUGCCAGCUGCCGCCGACCAUCCUCAGUCAGGAGGCGGCCAGCCGCGGUCUGGCCGUCUCGCUGAUGGAGCGGCAGAUGAAGCUGCAUGGUGAGGGUAUCGUCCACAUGCUCGACACCCAGUACCGGAUGCACGCAAUGAUCCAGGAGUGGUCCUCGAAGAACCUGUACGGCGGCAGACUCAAGGCGGCACCGACAGUCGCCAGCCGCCUGCUGACUCAGCUACCCAGCGUGCAGAGCACGAGUCAGACGCAGCCCACCCUGAUGCUCGUAGAUACAGCUGGCUGCAGGCUUCUUGAAUCACAGGACGCCAAGACCAAGUCCUACUGCAACAAAGGCGAGGCGAAUCUCGUGGUGUGUCAUGUCUCGUCGCUGGUGAAGGCCGGGGUGUCGACUGAAUCCAUCGGCGUCAUCACGCCGUACAAGCAUCAGGUGGGGCUGAUCGCUGGCCGUCUGCGCGAGGCAAAUUUGAACGUGGAGGUGAACUCUGUGGACGGGUUCCAAGGUCGCGAAAAGGAGGCCAUCCUGCUCUCUUUGGUGCGCUCCAACCCGCGCCGCCAGGUGGGCUUCGUGGGCGACCGGCGGCGGCUUAACGUGGCGGUGACUCGCGCGCGGCGUCACCUAUACGUCGUCUGCGACACAUCGACCGUGUGUCAGGAUCGCACGAUUCGCUCGCUGGUCAGUCACCUGAGGAGGAAUGGAGAGCUGCGUGAGACCAGCGGCAAGCUCUGUCCGCAUGGCAAGGCCUGCCAGGUCGUCGAGGACGACGAUGACGUCGACGAUCUGGCCUUCCGACUGGGAGCUACAAACCUGCGACGAACGCGGAAACCAAGGAAGCCACGCUACUAAAAGUGCGAAGACGUAUACAUACGUCGGCUAGUGUGCGAACUGUGGUGGGGCUCGCCAAGGUUUUAAGUGAUCUUUUAGUCUAGCGAUGGCUAUGCAACGGCUGUGCAGUCUGCAUUGGUAUUAGGGGUUGAUAAAAGAAAACUGCGAUUUCAGUGUAAUCUUCCUGAUCGCGCAAAACCAAAUGGUUGGCAACACUGCUAUACUUGCCCGACACGUGUGGCAGGAGUUCCUCUGUUUGAAGUGAGCGCGCGUACUGCAUAUAUGAUAGGUAGUCAGUAGUCACAUCUAAGAACUAUCAGGAACCCAAGAAGCAUUGGUUCCUGCUAGCUUUUGCAUUGUUUUGCGCUUUGUGUUCUUGUAUCGUGUUUUCUUGGCAGAACCAGCGAUCGUAGAACGACGGUAGACGGAGCAGUCGAUUGAUUUUAACUCGUUUUGUGGAAUGCCGUUUUUAAUACAUAAACAGGAGUAUAGCUGUUGUCAUAAUGACAAAACUGCCUUUGUAGUUCGUAGGUCCUUAUUUCGUUGCAAGUUCUUUCAGGUCGCUUUGCCCCUCUCUGGCCUCCUAUAGUUCUGGAAAAGGCGAUUAGGGCUAAGUAAACGACAUUGGUGUUGAAAAUGCUGAGGCUCAGUGAUUUGUUUUCUUGAUGAAAUAUAACAAGUCGUU